GCGGGUUCUGGUUCUGGUUCCGGGCGAUGGCGGCGGAGCGGCCGCGGCCAGCGCUGGGAGCGGGCCCGGGCAGUGAGCGAGCGGAGCGGGUGCGAUGAGCGGCCGGCGCUGAGCCAGCGGAGAUGGACGCGGAGGCCACCAUCCCCAUCUGGCAGAACAAGCCCCAUGGCUCAGCUCGCAGCGUGGUCAGGAUGAUCGGCUCCAACCUCCCCCUGAAGCCCUGUCCCAGGGCCACCUUCGAGGUGCUGCCCAGUGUCUCAGAUCUGUAUCUGGGUGAGGUGCCCCCCGUGCCCACCCUGGCUGACAUCGUGUGGAUCGCAGCGGACGACGAGGAGACCUACGCCAGGGUCAGAAGUGACACUCGCCCGCUGAAGCACAAGUGGAAGCCGAGUCCCUUCACGGUGAUCCAGAGAAACGCCUCAGUGCCCAACCUGAGGAAGCAGGAGGAGAAGCUGCUGGCCCUGAAGAAGCCUGGCUUGCCAGCCCUGAGCCGCACCACAGAGCUCCAGGAUGAGCUGAGCCACCUGCGGAGCCAGAUCGCCAAGAUCGUGGCUGCAGACUCAGCCUCGGCCCAGCUGACCCCAGAGCUGUUAUCUCCGGGGAGCUCCAACGCCUCUUCUCCCGUCCAUUGCUUCGGACCCUCCUUCCAGUCCACCACGUCCUUUGUGAUCAGCGACAUCACGGAGGAGGAGGCGGAGCUGGAGAGCCCCGAGCCGCCCUCGGUGGCCGAGCUGCCGCCGCUGUGCCCCGCGCCCGAGGCCCGGCCCGAGCCCCCCGAGCAGGAGGACUCGGUGUCCCUGUCCAAGGCCAGCAGCUUCGCCGACAUGAUGGGCAUCCUCAAAGACAUCCACAGGAUGAAGCAGAGCAAAGAUUUGAGCCGCCCUUCCCUGAAGGAGGAGGACCCGGCCGUGCUCAUCGCUGAGGUCCUCAGGAGGAAGUUUGCCCUGAAGGAUGAAGACCUGGCCCUGAAGGAGAAGUGAAGCUGCUGCACUCAGCUCUGUAAGCAGAGUUUAUGCUCCCACAAGCUCCUCACAGUAGCUGCCUCCUCCCAAGGGUCGAGCCUUCUGCCUCUUUUAUUGACCAGACGUGGUUUGUGCGCCGGACACUUGGUUAGGAAAUUGGAUUUGAUGUGUUUUCCAUGUGUUGUUCUAUUUAAGAAAAACCUUUUUAAGAAGAUGGAAGCUCUUUUCCAGCUGUGUUUUGGUGUUGCUGGCUGGUGAGGACCUGCUGCUGGAUGAAGUCCUUUGUAGCUGCACUUUUCCUUAGGUUCCAGCUGAGCACUGAGCUGUAAGGACAGACCCAGUUCCUGCCCAGUAUGAACAGGACAGACCAGUCCUUUAUCUGAGUGAGAGCUGCUGAGAACAAGCUCCUGAGAGCUUCCAGCUCUCUGGGGCUGUUGGAUCAUGGUGGGAAAAGGGGUUUUAUUUCCCCAGCAACCCCCUGGUCUGAGGGAUUCUGUGUGCCCUGGCUGUUCCUCGUCUCACAGAUCAGCCCACACUUGCAUGGCAGAAUGGCCUUAAUUUCCUGCCAGUAAUUCCAUGUCCCUGUCCCCCAGCCUGGGUUUUAUUUCACCUCCCAAAGGUCUGCUCCUUGACCUGGCAGCAGUGCAAAGGGCCAGGAGGAGCUUGGCCUUGGCUGUGGCUGCAGUUCCCCCUCACUCAGAGCUCUCCCCCAGCUCCACGUUCCCUGCAGUGCCCCCCAUGGCUGUAUUUAAAGUAUGAUUUUUUUUUCCUUUCUAUAAAAUGGAGCCUUAAUAAGA
This is a messenger RNA of Onychostruthus taczanowskii (white-rumped snowfinch), 1759 nucleotides long. RefSeq names its product mitochondrial fission regulator 1 like (gene MTFR1L). The record is from RefSeq and is a predicted model, not a curated record. Bases 123 to 980 code for a protein of 285 amino acids. Gene Ontology annotation, biological process: mitochondrial fission; aerobic respiration. Gene Ontology annotation, cellular component: mitochondrion. Lineage: Eukaryota; Metazoa; Chordata; Aves; Passeriformes; Passeridae. The transcript is spliced from 7 exons.